This is a messenger RNA of Phascolarctos cinereus (koala), 3484 nucleotides long. RefSeq names its product solute carrier family 34 member 3 (gene SLC34A3). Gene Ontology annotation, molecular function: sodium:phosphate symporter activity. Lineage: Eukaryota; Metazoa; Chordata; Mammalia; Diprotodontia; Phascolarctidae. Gene Ontology annotation, cellular component: vesicle; brush border; apical plasma membrane. The record is from RefSeq and is a predicted model, not a curated record. Gene Ontology annotation, biological process: intracellular phosphate ion homeostasis; sodium-dependent phosphate transport.
CUCCUAAUCACUUCUCAGAGGGUGCCUUGGGACCAAGAGGCAGCUCAGCCAGCCUGAGACCGGGUCCUGCAUUGCCCCCUGCCCAUGUCUCACUCUGAGCCUGGCCACAGGGCCCCUACCACUGCCAGUAUCAGCCUUGAGGGCCAGAGAACUGGAGAUGCAGGGAUGGAAGAAUUCAAAACCCAGGUCCCCAACUGGGCCCCAGACCUGGAGGAAGAGGGGGAAACAGAUCCUUGGGCCCUCCCACAGCUGAAAGCUUCUGGCCAGUCAUGGAAAGAGCUAAACUGGGCAGGUCGGCUACGCCAUGUGGUCAUUGGUGUCUUGAAGGGCUUUGCACUCCUUGGCCUCCUCUACCUCUUCAUUUGUUCCCUGGAUAUUCUCAGCUCUGCCUUCCAGCUUCUAAGCAGCAAAGUGACUGGGGACAUCUUUAAGGACAAUGUAGUGCUGUCCAACCCUGUGGCUGGGCUGGUCAUUGGCAUCCUGGUCACUGUACUGGUGCAGAGUUCCAGUACCUCCUCCUCCAUUGUGGUCAGCAUGGUGGCCUCAAAGUUGUUGACCGUUCAAGCCUCGGUACCGAUCAUCAUGGGAGUCAAUGUGGGCACUUCUAUCACCAGCACCUUAGUUUCCAUGGCCCAGUCGGGUGCCAGGGAUGAAUUCCGGAGAGCCUUUGGUGGCUCUGCUGUCCAUGGCAUUUUUAACUGGAUGACAACGCUGGUGCUGCUGCCCCUGGAAAUUGUAGCCAGAGCUCUGGAGAAACUCAGUGGUCUGGUGGUGGGAUCCUUUACUCUCAGCCCUGGGGAACGGGCACCUGACAUCCUGAAGGUGCUAACACAGCCCCUCACCCACCUCAUUGUGCAGCUGGAUCCUAAUGCCAUCUCAGACAGUGCCACAGGCAACGUCACCGACAGCAUCAUCAAGCAAUGGUGUGGCACCGAGGAGACGACUGUGAAGCCUAUUCAAGUGAAGAACAUUAGUGAAUGCAGUACGAACUUCUGCUUCCCCUGCGGGGACCAGCUUUGCCAAGAGAGGAACGUCACAGUCAACAUGAAGCCUUGUCACCACCUUUUUGUGGGAUCAUCCCUUAAUGACCUGGCCAUUGGCUUCAUCCUCCUGGCUGGCUCUUUACUCGCCCUCUGCUCUGGCCUAGUCCUCAUUGUCCGCCUGCUCAACUCCAUUUUUCAUGGCCGGAUUGCCCAGGUCAUUCGAAAAGUCAUCAAUGCUGAGUUCCCUUUCCCCUUUGGAUGGCUCAGCGGUUACUUGGCCAUUGUGGUGGGUGCGGUUAUGACCUUUGUGGUCCAGAGCAGCAGUGUAUUCACUGCAGCUAUUGUUCCCCUGAUGGGAGUUGGAGUGAUUAGCAUGGAGCGGGCAUACCCCCUCUUCCUGGGAUCCAACGUUGGUACAACCACCACGGCUUUGCUAGCUGCUCUUGCCAGCCCUGCUGACAUGCUGCUCAGCGCUGUCCAGGUCUCACUCAUCCACCUGUUCUUUAACAUGGCUGGCAUUUUGCUGUGGUAUAUAGUGCCUGCCUUCCGCCUGCCCGUCCCCUUGGCCAAGAAGUUUGGGAACGUGACUGCCCGUUACCGCUGGGUGGCUGGUGUCUACCUGCUUUUCAGCUUCUUCCUGAUACCCUUGGCAGUCUUUGGGCUGUCAAUGGCAGGAGGCAUCGUGCUGGCAGGCGUAGGAGGGCCCCUGCUUGGGCUCCUAGCUUUGGUCGUUCUCAUUAACCUGAUGCAGCGGCACUGUCCCACCUGGCUACCCCCUUGCCUCAGAUCCUGGGCCUUCCUCCCCCUUUGGCUCCACUCCCUUCAGCCUUGGGACCGUGCCAUCACCAGCUGUUGCAAAUGCUGCCCUCGGGCCCAGGACCCACCUGCAGAUACCACAGUCAAGGAAGCCUACUGCUUCGAGAACCGUGUCGUCCUGGUCUCCCACAGACUAUGAAAAUCCAGGUUCUUAUUGCAGCCACACCGGGUCACCAGGCCUGAGGGAAGGGUGGGAAGGACAUGGAGAAGUGCCAAUCUCACCAGUGUGGGGUCCACUCAGGAUGGGCUCGGCAUGUGUACGGAUUCAUCCAAAAAGGCUGCUCCUUCUCACUUGGAGAGGUGAGCCCUGGACAGACCCAGGGCAGACUUCUAGGAUACUACAGUGUCGUAUUUCCACCACACGCAUCCCCAUCCCCAACAAACCUAUCCUUAGAAUCCCCUUUUAUUCUUACAAAAUAAAUGGUGCUCUAUCUCAUAUGCCCCUCUCCCCCCUCCCCAGGCUUCUGCUGUCCUGGCCCUACUGGCUCCAGGUUUGGGAGGCUAUUUAAACAAGAUUCACACCUCUAGACCACCAGUAGCUGAGUGAGAAAGGGACAAGCCUGGCUGAUGCUGCCCCUUGCUGGUCAAUUAGGGACUUUUCCAACUGUGUGAGUUAGAGAAGAAACAAAUCUGCAAUACUGCUGAGUCCUUGCUGUAUGUAGUAUGUAGCUGAUGGAUGACCCUGCCCCAGAAACUACCCAGAGUAGAGGCAGCCGCCCAGAGACACAUUCCCAUCCUCAGGAAUUCAUUGGUCCAAGGGGUCCAGAAGUGUGGAGUUGGAGAUGAUUGGGCAGGAACCUGUCUGGGACUAGUGCUACUGAGUGCGGCAAAUUCAAAUGUUCUUGGCUGGGAACAGUUUCCUGGGUAGGUCUAUGCAGUCCCAAGUUAGUAGGCUCUGAACCCAACAGAGAAAGGAAUGAGAGAGAGCCUUGGAAUCAGGAAUAGUUUCAUAUAUGAUCAUCAUAGGAUAAUCAUCAUCAAUCAAUAAACAUUGAUUAAAUGCUUACAAUGCACUGGGCGACUGUGUUAAGCAUUAAGAAUACAGGGGGGGAAAAGCAAAAAUAGUCCCUGCAUUGACACAUGUAUGGCUGACAUCUAUAUAAGAUUUUAAGGUUUACAAAGUGCUUGUAUCACUCGAUCCUUUUGACAACCCUAUGAGUUAAGUGCCAUAAGUGAUUAUCAUUAUUUCACAGAUGGGGAAAUUGAAGCUUAGAGAGGUAAUGACAACUCUCCUCAGAGGCAGGACUAAAACCCAGAUCUCUCUGGAUACCAAGCCCAGCCUUCUUUACAAUACAGACCCCAGGAUCUGCAAUUGGAAGAGGUUUUUAAAGACGAGUCAUUGUCAGAGAAUAAGUUCUAUAGAGAGGAAAUGACGUGUCCCAUUUUAUAGAGGUAGCACGUAGCGGAGCUGAGAUUCAAACUCAGGUCUUGAUUCCCAAAUCCAGAGCCCCUUCAACUAUUUCACUCUUGAUUCAGCACACUCUGACUAAAACCACCCAUCCUCUAAGACCCCACAUCAGCUCCUCUCUGAGCUCAGUUCUCUGCUCCUCCACUCAAGAAUCCCCCAUUUCUCCUUCAUGUGCAUUUUUACCUCAUCUCCCCAGCUACAUUUUUGGUUUCUCUGGCCUUGCUUCCCUCUCUACCUUUACAUUCUCUGACCUUCCCAUUGGGGGAGUCCCUCUGGG